AUGGACUUCCUCGAUCUCUCAAUCGUCAAGACCCCCAGUGGUUUCGCCAUAUCCCUUUUGACCGUCCUAACAACAUGGUACCUCGCGACCUCCAUCGUCUCAUACCGCCGCCUCCGGCACAUCCCAGGUCCAUUCCUCGCGCGCUUCAGCUACCUCUGGGUAGGUUACACCGCCUACAAAGGUGAACAACACCAAGUCUUCACGGCCCUCGACGAAAAGUACGGCUCACUCGUCCGCAUCGGCCCAGAAGUUCUUCUCACUUCAGAUGUGGAACUUGUAAAACGUAUGUCUGCAACGAAAAGUACUUAUGGGAAGGGCUCGUGGGCCGAUGGCAUUCGGUUCAACCCUUAUCAUGAGACUAUGUUUGCUACGCGUGAUCCGAAGGAGCAUGAUAGGGUGAAAGCAAAGCUCACGCCUGCUUAUAGUGGAAGAGAUACGCCGAACAUCGAGGAAGCUGUUGACCAGCAAGUUAUGAAUCUGAUUUCGCUUAUCCGGAGACGGUAUCUGUCUGAUCCUGCUGCCGGCGAUUUUCGGACUCUGCCUCUUAUUGAUGUUGUUUUCUAUUUCGCGAUGGAUGUUAUCUCCAAGGUGGCUCUGGGCACGGAGUUUGGAUGUUGCGCGACGAAUUCAGAUCUCUAUAGAUUCUACAACGGGUUGGCUGAGCAUAUGCCUGUUAUGGCGCUGACAACUGAUGUGCCUUGGAUACGAAAAAUCAUGUACUCUUCUACUUUCUUGAAGUAUUUUGGUCCGCGAGAAAACGAUCCGCACGGGAUGGGACCUAUGAUGAAGGUUACAAAUGAAAAUGUUCGAGAACAUUACAGUCAGGACCAAAACGAAAAGGUAGACAUGCUGAGCUCAUUUAAAGCUCAUGGCUUACCCGAAGGUGACGCCAUGUCCGAAGCGCUCUUCAUGUUCAUAGCAGGAUCUGACACCACGGCGUCGGCUAUCCGAGUGACGAUGCUUUAUGUCAUGUCUACGCCUCGCGUCUAUCAGAAACUCAAAAACGAAAUUCGCACUGCUAUAAGGGAAGGACGGGCGUCUAGUCCCAUCACAGCUGCGGAAUCGCGAGAGCUACCUUACCUCCAGGCAGUCAUAUAUGAAGGUCUUCGCAUGCGACCAGUAACAACAGGCCAACAAGCCAAACAAGUACCUCGAGGAGGCGACACCGUCAACGGAGUCUUCAUCCCGGGCGGAACAUCCAUCGCAGUCAAUUUCUCAGCCAUCCUCGCUUCAAAGAAAUUCUUCGGUCCUGACGCCGACGUUUUCCGACCAGAGCGCUUCAUCGGCCUUUCAGGACCGGAUCUCGCCGAGAUGCGUCGCAAUGUUGAGAUGAAUUUUGGGAAUGGACGAUGGAUGUGUGCUGGAAAACCUUUGGCCUUUAUGGAGCUGCAGAAGGUUUACUUUGAGUUGCUCCGAGCAUUUGACUUCCAACUUCUUGAGCCGCUCAGGCCAAUGGUUUCUGAGAGUUAUGCUCUGUUUCGGGAUUAUGGACUCAAGGUUCGAGUGACAGCGGCAGAGGACAUGAACUGA
Fusarium coffeatum is the source of this 1530-nucleotide messenger RNA. RefSeq lists its product as uncharacterized. The transcript has 5 exons. Gene Ontology annotation, molecular function: monooxygenase activity; iron ion binding; oxidoreductase activity, acting on paired donors, with incorporation or reduction of molecular oxygen. The coding region runs from base 1 to 1530 and encodes 509 amino acids. Lineage: Eukaryota; Fungi; Ascomycota; Sordariomycetes; Hypocreales; Nectriaceae. The record is from RefSeq and is a predicted model, not a curated record.